CUGGGACCCCACAUCACGCUCACUCUCACACACAGCCUUCUAUGGCAACCAAGUUGUCCUCCGCCAGGACACCAACGCCAGGGAUAAUGUUUCCUUGGACACUUGAAACACCGGAGUUAAUAACGAAGACCUCGCAGUACGGGAUGCCUCUCGAAUCCCAACUGGGAGCUCUUAGCGAGUCUUCGUUAUCCGAUGGAUCGAUGUUGAGCGCUGGCGCCGAAGCAGCUACGCCAAGUGAACUGAGUGGUGAGCCCGGCUUCGGGUACUUGGGGGCCAACAAUGGGUCCCUGAUACCCGAUUCCUGUGGCUGGGCGCCCUCAGCGAGUCACCUCGUGUUACCUGAAGAAGCCUCCAUCAGCCAUGACCCUCACUCCGCGCUGCUCUCCUGCGGCGACCUCUCGACCUACCAGAGUUCAGAAGUCAGAUGUCAGUGCGCAGAUGUAUUUGGAGGAGACGAGUACGAUAUUAAUGAUAUUACCACCUGGGACCCUCAGGUGAUCAGGGAGGUGGCAGCGUGUUUAGACAGAGUCAUCAACAGCGGGCAGACAGCAGACAUGGACUCCCAGCCACUAGCUCCAGCCACACGCAGACAGCCACAAGUAGUAAGGAGUGAGGGAGUGCCUAGCCAACGUUGGGACCAGCCAGUGCCAGGCAGCUCGAGCAAUGUGCCUCGAAGGAAAAUCAAACUGUACCAACUUAGCCCUCAGGAAGACCCAGAGCUCGAGAGGAGGAGGAGGCUGGCACUCAAACAGUACCUGAAACGUCUGAGAGACGAGAAACACGAAAGGACGCUCAUCUGUCAGUUUAAAAACAAUAGCCAGGAGGUAGCAAGCCUCAACCAGGAGAAGCAGACGCGCCUGCAGACGAUAGCAAUGCUUGAAGCACUCUUGACGCGCAGCAGUAUUGUAAACCCGCACGGCCAACACGACGGUGAGGUCAACCGAGUCGGUGCCAGCGGAUACAAUUCUCAAUUUCUGUAGUGCUGUGUACAUAUGUAGCAGCUAUUGUUGUGCAAAUGUAGCAGAAAUAGCUAGCUACACAUUUGUAGCAGAAAUUGCUAGCUACACACUUCUAGCAGAAAUAGCUAGCUACACACUUGUAGUAGAAAUAGCUAGCUACACAUUUGUAGCAGAAAUGGCUAGCUACACACUUAUAGCAGAACUAACUAGCAACACACUUGUAGCAGAACUAACUAGCUACACACUCGUAGCAGAAAUAGCUAGCUACACACUUGUAGCAGAAACACCCAGCUAUUCACUUGUAGGAGAAAUAUCUAAGCUGUGCACCUGUCCAUGCAAGACUUUGGUGUAAUGCACCUCUGUGAUAGCCGUCGUUUAGAAAGAAAACACCAGCCCCACUCAGCUGCAUGAACUACCAAGAAUGCAAGAAUGAAAUCCCAGGAAAAAAAAAACACGUGAUUCGGUUAUACGAGAGAAUUUACAAGGAAAAUGCAACGGAAAAUCCGAAAGUUUUCGUCUUUCACCACAUUACCAAGGAAAUACAGAGAAGUUGUUGUUGUUGGUGUAGAAGAUUACACCACCACAAGAGGUGGUACGGGCAUGAAUAGCCCGUAGGUGAUGUGGAUGUUUGGAGGGAAUGUGCUCUUUAGU
This is a messenger RNA of Procambarus clarkii (red swamp crayfish), 1610 nucleotides long. The record is from RefSeq and is a predicted model, not a curated record. Lineage: Eukaryota; Metazoa; Arthropoda; Malacostraca; Decapoda; Cambaridae.